GUAGCCAUCUUGGAUGUGCGGAGUGAUUGUUUAGCGAGAAGAAUUGACAUUUUUUUUAAAGGAAAUAACCCUUCGUGGUGAAUCGCUGAAGAUUUAGCGGAGUGUGGCGACUGAGGAAAGCACUCGCACCUCGGAAAAAUCCAGUGAAAGAAGGCAUGAAGACAUCAUCCUAGUCAUCAGUCAUGGCCGAUAAAAGGAAACUCCAAGGUGAAAUAGAUCGAUGUCUGAAAAAAGUAGCGGAGGGAGUGGAGCAGUUUGAGGAUAUUUGGCAAAAGCUUCACAAUGCAGCCAACACAAACCAGAAGGAGAAAUAUGAAGCAGACCUCAAGAAAGAGAUUAAAAAGCUACAGCGUCUUCGAGACCAGAUCAAGACGUGGGUGGCAUCAAACGAGAUCAAAGACAAAAGGCAGCUAGUAGACAACCGCAAACUCAUAGAAACGCAAAUGGAGCGAUUCAAGGUAGUGGAAAGAGAAACCAAGACGAAAGCAUACUCUAAAGAAGGGCUCGGUCUGGCACAGAAGGUGGACCCAGCUCAGAGGGAGAAGGAGGAGGUCGGCACGUGGCUAACGAAUACGAUAGACACUCUGAACAUGCAGGUGGACCAGUUUGAGAGCGAAGUGGAGUCUCUCUCAGUCCAGACGAGAAAAAAGAAAGGAGACAAGGAGAAGCAGGACCGGAUUGAGGAGCUGAAGAAAUUCAUUGAGAGGCAUCGGUACCACAUCCGGAUGCUGGAGACGAUACUGAGGAUGCUGGACAACGACUCUGUGCAGGUGGAAGCCAUCAGGAAGAUCAAGGAUGACGUAGAGUAUUAUAUCGACUCGUCGCAGGAUCCCGACUUUGAGGAGAACGAAUUCCUUUACGACGAUCUGGAUUUGGAGGACAUUCCUCAGUCGCUGGUCGCCACUUCACCUCCGGGGCACUCGCACUUGGAGGACGAGAUCUUCCAGCAGUCCAGCAGCACACCCACCUCCACCACCUCAUCUUCACCCAUCCCCCCGUCGCCUGCUACUUGCACUACAGAGAACUCGGAAGAUGAUAAGAAGAGGGGACGUUCGACAGACAGUGAAGUUAGUCAGUCGCCUGUGAAGAAUGGAAAUCCCUCCUCUUCGUUAUCCUCUUCUUCCUCCUCCUCUGCUUCGUCUUCUGUCUCGGGACUGACCUCAUCUUCAAUGAUCUCUAUGGCGACCAUGGCUGGGGGAGGAAGCAGUAGCUCUGGGGGCAACAGUCAUCACAGCAACUCAGCAGGUCAUCUCACCAACACUUCCGCUGGCAGCUACAGCAACGCCACCCAGCAGCCGCCGCACCCGUCAGCGCAGCAGCAACAGGCCAAAAACUCCGUUAGCUCCUCUUCCUCCACCUCAGCUCCUAUCUCCAACUCCAGCACCUCCACCAACAGCCACCCUGCCUCACUGGCCGCCUCUCCACCCAAUGCCAGCACACAGGAGCUCCGUGCUUCAAAUUCGCAGCCGCAGGCUCCAUCAGGGUCCACGCCAACCUCCAACAGCCUGGGCCUUAGCCUGGGCCUCUCUUUGGGGAAAGGCAUUUCGGGCGCCGUCACCACCAGCCCCAUGUCCGGAGGCCUCGGCCUGUCGGGGAUGCCGGCAUCCCUGACGGGCACCAUGGCAGGCCUUCUGUCCAGUAACACCCCUGCACCCUACGCUCAGGCGGUCGGCUCCAGCUUACCAGGCUCUUUGGGUGGAGUCAGCACAGCAACGACCAACAGUGCUGUAGGCUCCAUCGGCAGCGGGAACAUGACAGUCGGCGGGCCGACAUCCUCGACAGGUCUGCUGGGUGCAGCGCCGGGCGUGGUUGGCUCUGGGAUUCUGGGUUUGGGCUCUAGUCAGUCAGGGGUGCAGGGCUCAUCCUUGGUGUCACCGAGCUCGGUGGGAGGUUUAGCCCCAGGUAGCGGAGUAGGAGUCAUCGGGAGCAACGGAGGCAGCUCGGGAUCAGCAGGGAGUGGAGUAGUAGGAGGAAACUCGCUCCCCGUCCGACCACCGAGCCGACAGAAGCAGAACGGUAGCACUAGUUACAGUGCUGUGGUAGCAGACAACACAGCAGACUCCGCCCUCAACAGUGCCAGCCAAUCGCAAAGCAGCCAACCCUCAUCUUUGACCUCCACAGCCAAUCAGCCUAAGGACACUGGUCCCAGUCUACUGGGCUCUAUGAGUUUGUCGUCCAGCUCUCCAUCCCCGGCCUCUUACAGCGAGGCCAAAACGGUGAGCGGCAGCAACCUGUUGAAUGGGCCAAUGUCCUACUCACAGCAGUCCUCCGACAGCAUCAAGCCCCAAGAGCCUCUGAGCAGCCUCAAGUCCAUGGCCGAGCGAGCAGCAAUGAGCUCAGGGAUCGAGGGAGAUGUGACCUCCCUGCACCUCACCUCAGAAAUAUUCCCCAGCAGCACUACGGCCCCUUCAGGCCCCCCAUCAGGACCUCAGCCCUCGCUGUCAGAAGUCAGCAUCCCCCCAUCGUUGGGGGUGUGUCCGCUGGGCCCGGUUCCCCUGUCCAAAGACCAGGGCUACCAACAGGUCAUGCAGGAGCAGGCGUGGACGCAUAUGCCACACCCAUCCGACUCCGAGAGAAUCAGGUGCACUGUAGAGUUUUACCAGAGGCUUUCCACAGAGACCCUCUUCUUCAUCUUUUACUACCUGGAGGGCACUAAGGCCCAGUAUCUGGCAGCCAAAGCCCUGAAGAAGCAGUCGUGGAGGUUCCACACCAAGUACAUGAUGUGGUUUCAGAGGCACGAAGAACCCAAGACCAUCACUGAUGAGUUUGAGCAGGGAACAUACAUUUACUUUGACUAUGAGAAAUGGGGCCAGCGGAAGAAGGAGGGCUUCACGUUUGAGUACCGGUACCUCGAAGACCGAGACCUCCAGUGACGUGCAGAGAGAAGCGACAGGACUGACAGCUGAGAAAGUGAGAGAUGGACGCAUGGAGAAGGUUGAUCCACCUGCUGACAUUCCUGGAUUUGACCUCAGCUCACUGGGAAAAGGAGACGUGCGGGCCGGAGGGGGGCGGGCGGGUUUCGUCCCUCCUCCUGACCCUCCAAAUCCCGCCUUACCAUCCUCACACCGGCAGUGAUAACCCCUCCCACUCCCAUCAUCUCCUCCUUUCUUCUUUCUAUCUCUUCAUCAGCAGGCCUUUUUUU
Pundamilia nyererei is the source of this 3142-nucleotide messenger RNA. Its product is annotated as CCR4-NOT transcription complex subunit 3-like. Gene Ontology annotation, biological process: regulation of DNA-templated transcription. The transcript is spliced from 19 exons. The coding region runs from base 183 to 2873 and encodes 896 amino acids. NCBI's taxonomy places the organism in Eukaryota, Metazoa, Chordata, Actinopteri, Cichliformes, Cichlidae. The record is from RefSeq and is a predicted model, not a curated record. Gene Ontology annotation, cellular component: CCR4-NOT core complex; nucleus.